This is a messenger RNA of Dendroctonus ponderosae (mountain pine beetle), 918 nucleotides long. RefSeq lists its product as uncharacterized. The record is from RefSeq and is a predicted model, not a curated record. Lineage: Eukaryota; Metazoa; Arthropoda; Insecta; Coleoptera; Curculionidae. The transcript is spliced from 4 exons. The coding region runs from base 2 to 817 and encodes 271 amino acids.
AAUGUCUUCAUUGUCACUGAGUCAAGAGUUGCUAAAAGCCUCAAUGGCAAGUUUUACAGAAAACGAAACAAAAGUGUUAAAAAGCAAUAAACACUUUGAAAUUUAUUUGGAAUAUGUGACAUUGUACAGUGUUCUCAAAUUGAAAUGGACGGUUCAACGACAGUAUGCGUUACAAAUUUCGAAAAUUUGGCAAGAUAUGACAAGAAAAUUGAAUAAUUGUGGUGGACCUGUCCGAGAUGCUACCCACUGGAAAAAGGUGUUUACGGAAUGGAAAUCUCAUACUCGACGCAAGCUAAAAUUCAAUAAACCUUUAAACGAAUUAGAAGAAAGGCUUGUGAAGCUUAUCGGGCUUACUAGCAAACCAGAAAGGAAACAUCAGAUAAAAUUGCAAAGUUACACGAACUGUUUUACAAACAAGCAGGUUGGGAGCUCUUUUGUCGAAAAUAUGGCGAUUUUAUCAAACAUGAAAGAGGAAACUGAUAUAUGCGAGAUUCGUGAGAGAAGCAGACGUAGUGAGACAGGAGUAAUCAAUUCGAACUGUACAGUACAGGAAAAUAAAGCUUUGAGUGACUCUAGAAAUGAUACCCAAAAAAAUUGCCUUACCACAGAUGUGGUGGCUAAUGAAAAUACCCGAAAUGGAAUUUUGCAUACUGAAGGUUUACCGAUGAAUCGACUGUCAGAUAGUUCAACCCAAGUGGAUGACGAAUUGAUGGAAAUCUCUGGAAUUAGUGAUCGUGGAAGCAUUGGUAGAGGAUUGCAAAGUCUUGCAAAUGCACUUAAUAGGUACUGCGAAAUUGUUGAACAGAGAUUUGCCUGAAAACUAGUUACCGUUCAUACCUUUUCGUUGAUUGUGUGCUGCUGUAUUGUGGACUUUGUGUUUCUGUCAUAAAUUCUUUAAUAUAAAAAUAUUGUACCGAG